GCAUGCGUCGAAGACAGGAAGUUAAACAAUCAGCUGAUGCUGCCUCUUGUUGUCGUUGAAGGCAGAAGUUGCCGUUGUUCGCUCGCCCUGCUGCUCUUUCUCGGCCGCCGACACCGACGAAACAUUAGGCUCGUAAAAGGAACACGGCGGACUCACAAAAGGCCGACAAACAAAUGUGUAACAAGGGGACGUGUUUCCUACCGAGGAAUUUGAUUGGGCGGAAGAGGAGCUAGCUCUCAACGCUGGUAUAUUAGCGUGAAGGAACGAAGAAAAACACCUCUUAACCCGCUUUGUCUUUUUACAACAUGAUUAGUGGAUCCUCUAUUUGUUUGAUUUCCUGAUUUUUUUCCUUCUAUUUGUACUUAAUCUCCAACGCAAUCAGAGCGGGUACCUCGUCGGCAAAUGUUAGCCAGCACAGUCGCUCUGUUGUUGCUGCUUUCGUAACUUGCACAUACUGACAGAAUAUUCCAGGUUAUUUAUUGAUUAGAUUGUUUUGUGGAGUUUAUUUUCCUCUGUAAUCGCAGUGCAAACUUGUUCUCGUGAACGAGUCUAUCUUGCUGUGUGAGCCCUCCAGAUUACAGAAUUAGGCAGCAGUUUGACUGACAGCUGAUACUGUACUUGGUAGGUUGUGUAAUUUGUUUUUGCAAAACUUUCCAUCAGCUUACCUACUGUUAAAAUUGGAAGUUGUAAGGACUGGGUCAUUCCAACAAUUUUAAAUACCGCAUGUCAUUGAUUAAGGUGGGCACCUGUUACUGGAAAAGUGCCACUCUGAUGCCCACACAUGACUAUGGUGGCUGUUUGGCUGAGGUAUGAAUUAAAGUAGUCUAGGUAAAGUUGUGUGCACACUGAUCAGGGAGGGAGGGAGAGAGAGAGAGAGAGAAUCCUUCAGUGGGUUCCAUUGUGUCUUAAGGUGAGCCACCCUCUACUACUUGCCAAUGCUGGAUCUGGAGGUGGUACCUGAGCGAUCACUCGGAAAUGAGCAAUGGGAAUUUGCCUUAGGCAUGCCAUUGGCCCAAGCCAUCUCUAUUCUCCAGAAACACUGCCGCAUCAUCAAAAAUGUCCAGGUGCUUUAUAGUGAACAGACACCAUUCAGCCAUGAUCUCAUACUGAACCUGACUCAGGAUGGCAUUAAACUGCUUUUUGAUGCAACAAAUCAGAGACUUAAGGUGAUUGAAGUGUACGACUUGAGCAAAGUCAAGUUGAAGUACUGUGGAGUACAUUUCAACUCUCAAGCCAUUGCCCCCACUAUAGAACAAAUAGACCAGUCAUUUGGAGCUACUCACCCUGGAGUUUACAACGCAGCAGAACAGUUGUUCCAUCUAAACUUUCGAGGACUGUCUUUCUCCUUCCAACUAGACUCAUGGAACGAGGCUCCAAAAUACGAGAUUCCACACGGGGCCAUGGUCAAGAGGAUGCACAUCUAUACUGGCAACAAUCUACAAGAAACAAAAGCACCAGCAAUGCCAUUGGCCUGUUUCCUUGGUAACAUCUAUGCAGAGUGUGUGGAUGUUCUAAGAGAAGGUCCCGGGCCUGUAGGCCUUAAACUCCGCCUCCUAACCGCUGGUUCUGGUCCUGGUGUGAUGGGUGAUGCUAAAGUCAGGUCCUUGGAGAGAAACAUCUACUUUGGAGACUCCUGCCAGGAUGUACUCGGUGCUCUGGGUUCUCCGCAUAAAGUCUUCUACAAGUCUGAGGACAAGAUGAAGAUUCACUCUCCAUCACCUCACAAGCAGGUUCCUUCCAAAUGUAACGACUACUUUUUUAACUACUUCACCCUGGGAGUGGAUAUCCUGUUUGACUCGACAUCUCACCUGGUUAAGAAGUUUGUCCUCCAUACUAACUACCCAGGACAUUAUAACUUCAAUAUUUAUCAUCGAUGCGAUUUUAAAAUUCCACUUGUCAUUAAAAAAGAAGGGGUGGACUCACAGACUGACAACUGCAUAUUAACUACUUAUAGCAAGUGGGAUCACAUCCAGGAAUUGCUAGGCCACCCUAUGGAAAAGCCUGUUGUGCUUCAUAGGUCCUCGUCUGCCAAUAACACUAAUCCCUUUGGUUCUACUUUCUGCUUUGGACUGCAAAGGAUGAUCUUUGAGGUGAUGCAGAAUAGCCACAUAGCAUCAGUGACCCUCUACGGGGCUCCACGGACCAGCAGUCGAGCCCGACCCGAGUCCAGUAGCAGCGCCCACUGAGCAACACGUAACCUGACUCUCUCAUUCAUGUCUUGAACGUGUGCAGAAUUGAACCCCAGCAGACUGAAACCACAACAACAUCCUAAAAAUGUAUUGCAUUGAAUUCAGACGCAACAAUAGCAUUUGUUUGCCGGCUGGCUCAGAGGAAUGAAUUACUCCUUAAAUCAGAAGAAGACUUGUCCUCAAGACAUGAUCUUUGUUGGAUAAUGAAGACUGAGAAAUGAGGUCACAAACUGACGGUGUCCCGGUACAACUCAAAAAAAGGCAGGGAAGUAUGUGCUUUUCGAAUCGUGAAGUGCAGCUCGGAGAUUGUGUGAAGCUUUUCAGAUACGAGAAGCAAACAUUUGCCACUGUGGACUUGUGAGAGCCACCAGUAAAAAAAAAACCCAAAGUGGCUUGAUCCUGUGAAUCAUCAAUGACCAACACCACUGCCAGCAGGCCGCUUCUGCUUGUCUUCCUGCCACAACAACAACAACAACAACAAAAAGAACGUGAGACGCAAACCACCCCGUUCCCAGGAAGUAUCAUUCAUGCUGCAGGAGAAGAAGAAGAUCCAAUUGUUGUUGACCGAGAGAAGAACCAUUGCCCAGCUGGGAAGCCUCUUAAAGCAGAACUGUCCGAACAGUGAACAAAAUCUGCAUGAGCUAACCUGCUUAAUCUGCUCCUAUGAUUUCAACAGACGUUUGUUCCGCGCUAAAGUCAACUGGGCUUUUUCUUGUAGCCCCCAAAUGCAGACAAAAACUGAAUGAAGCUGACCUGAAAGGAAGCCAAACAGAAGCACAAAUUGAUAACGUCCUUUUUGUUUUCAUCCUGCGUGUCAGAAGAGUUGAAGACUCCGCAUUUUCUCUCUCAUCAGUAUUACUUUGCACAGUAACCUUUACUUUUUCAAUAGUUGGCCAAAACCUAAAGACAUUUAAUAUUAGUUUUGUUUUUUUAAAUCCUCAAGACACAACUUUCUGGAAUUGUGUCCUUGGUGUUGCUGCGUGCGUUAAAUGUAACAAACAUGACACACUAUUGUGUCGCUUUUCAUCCCCUGCUGCUUCUACUCGUUUGUUGAGCUGCCAAAUGCAUAAACCAAAGAUCAUUUCUUCACACUUACAACUUUUGGAGAAGGGAAGCAAGUUGUUGUACAUUCAGUUCUGCACGUCAACCUCAAACAUGGAAAUUCAACUGAUUUAGUUUGAACCAUUAUUGCAGACCUACAAAGGAGUAAAAGGGCCAUUCUUGGGGUAAAAAACGACUUAUGGCUGUCAAAUGUAAUGAGUUAACACAUGAUUAAUCGCAAAAAUGUUCGUAUUUGUCCUGUACAGUGGGGCAAAAAAGUAUUUAGUCAGCCACCGAUUGUGCAAUGAAUGGGGCCAUGUAUCGUGAGAUUUUGAGCCCAAACCUCCUUCCAUCAGUGAGAGCUUUGAAUGGUUGACCAAAUACUUAUUUUCCACCAUAAUUUACAAAUAAAUUCUUUAAAAUUUUUACAAUGUGAUAUCCUGGAUUUUUUUUCACCUUCUGUCUCUCACUGUUGAAGUGUACCUAUGAUGAAAAUUACAGGCCUCUGUCAUCAUUUUAAGUGGGAGAACUUGCACAAUCGGUGGCUGACUAAAUACUUUUUUGCCCCACUUUAUAUGCUCGGAUUAAUCAUUUAUUUUAUUUGAAGCGCUCCUUUACUGAUUACCAGAAAGGCUGCGUUGUCAUACAGUCAGUGAUCAGGUCAAUGCACACGUCAUCCUCUUCAAAAUACACACCAACUGCACAUUAGAUACAACUGUAAAUAAAUGGCAUUCAUUCAGUAAAACUUACAAAAAAAAAUGUUUGUAUGACAUUCUGACAGUAAAAUGCAUCAAAAUAUUAUUUAGCUGAUUUAAACUUUGCAAGAAAGUAUUUUGAAAAGUAUGAUCAAUCUGAUUUUAAACAAAAUCUAAUUUGACAGCACUGAUACAAAUAUAAGGUGUGAAUUUAUAAGAAAAAAAGAAAAUGCAAUGAGAAUGAAAUAGAAAAAAAAAUGCUAGAAUUAGGGAUGGAUAGAUGAACUGAUUUGCAUCAUGUGUUCAUGCAAGAUACAAAUAUAUUGGUAGCGCAGAUUUAAAUGACUGCAGUUCAGAGGGAAAUUCAAGACUCGUCUUUAUUCAAUUAGACCAGGGGUGUCAAACUAAUUUUAGCUGAAGGGCCGCAUGGAGGAAAAUAUAUUCCCACGCAGGCCGGAAUGGUUAAAUCAUGGCAUAAUAACUUCAAAAUAAAGACAACUCCAAAAUUGAUUUCUUUGUCUUACUUUGGCCAAAAAUAGAACAAACAUUCUGAAAAUGUGCAUAAUACAAAUACUCUUCUUAACAAAACACUUUGAGUAAGUUUAACAAUCUGAGGAAAAAAUUGGUACGGUUUAAAAAAAACAGCAUGAAGAACACAAUAAACUUACACUUUGUGUCAAUGUUUUUGCAAAGCCAUUAAAUUUUAAGCACAAUAUGUUUAGGAUGCUCAUGUUGGCAGUUCACUAUUAAAAACAUUUGGAAACACAACUGAGUGAAGUGAAGUGAAUUUUAUUUAUAUAGCGCUUUUUCUCUAGUGACUCAAAGCGCUUUACAUAGGGCGUGUUUCCUCAAAUUGGUGACAUACGCAACUGCCACAACACAUUCAUUUAUCAUCAUUCAAAUAUUACAAUUAUAAACACAACAAUCAUCAAAAUGACAAGGUAGCCGAAAUCAAGGUAACAUAAAUACGAACUUAACCAAUGUGAACGUAGUAGAUUUAAGCAUAAAAUAAAACAAACACAACAAAUGUAGAAACACACAUUUUUACAAGGGAGUUCAGGCUUCGCAUCAUAUAUUUAAUCAGUUGCACGUGUUGCAUGGAAGUCCAACUAAAAAAAUGUUGGUAAUGUUGACUUAAGUCUUUGCAUCUUAGCGUUUCCUUAAUUUAUCUAUUGAGUGGAUACUUUACAAUGAAAGAAAGUAUUGUGCGUAUUUUUUAAUUAGUGUUGUGUGUGAAGUGGAUUACAUUAGAAUUGCCAUUUCGACAUCCAGUGGACACAUUUACAAUAGCAGUUUCUUUCAUUAAAAAAAUGCAGCUCAUUUUUAUAUUCAGCAAUCUCAUUUUGCGGGCUGCGAGCCGUAUUAAGCCUGUUUGCGGGCGUGAUACGGCCCACAGGUUGUACGUUUGACACCCCUGAAUUAAACGAUGCAUUUCAACAAAAAAAAAAAAAAAAAAAAAGAAUUACCCGAAUUGCAUUUUAUAGCUUCUUUAAGCGUAGCAAAGAAUUGUGGGUAGGCCUGUGUAUGUAACAACGACUACAACAAUAUACAAUUUCACCUCCAGAUUUCAAAUCUAAUGUUUGGCAACACUGGAUUUGACAAGAGAAACAUGAAUCUUGAUUUGAAAAAUGCUGCUGUCAAACACUGAAGCACAACUAACCUCACACUGUGACCCAUUUCACACAAAAACUGGGAAUGAACAUUAACCACUCUGCAUAUUUGAAGGGUGAUCAGGGUGUAAACCUAACUGAAUGGCCAAUUGCUGAUGAUCUUAAAAGUAUCUGAUUGUUACUUAUGAAUAUAAAUAAUAUUCUAUCAGGUGGAGAUGACCAAGAAGGUGAAAUGAAUCAAUUUUAAGAUUAAACGUUGCAAGAAAGUUCCGCAAUAAAAUUGGCAAUCUAAUAUAAACUAAUGUAAAAGUUUUAAUACUAGAAUAAGAUGCAUUUAAUAACUGAGACACAUACCAACGCUUUCUUUUCGCUUAUAAAAUAUUACUCCAAAAUUCCAACUUUUCCUGUCAAUGUCAUAUUUUCAUGCUAGAUUUUGUCGUCCUUAUUCAAGUAAAAUGUAUUAUCUUCCAAGACCAAUAUAUUUUUAAGAUUUUGAUAGUUGUAAAAAUAUUCAUAUUCUUUUUCUACUUUUUAUGAUCAAAUGUCUUAAUAAAAACUUAAGUCCUACACAAAAACAUCAAAAAUUUUAUGUUUGUUUUUUUUUAGAUCAGAUAAUGUCACAGGUGUAAAUAAGUCAAAUAACUUAGGUUAUGCAAAUGUAUGCUAAUUAAAUAUGAUGACAUCAUUCAAGCAGAAGGCUUACAAAGAGUUAAAAUAAAAACAUGUUUGAUAUUUUUGUUCAGGGCAGAAGCUGAUUGAGUGUUAAUCUUUUUAAAACAUUGACUUUUUUCAUUUUUCCUUUCGCAAUGCCAUUGUACCAAUUGUGGUUUUUUGUUUUGGUAACCAUGGAAACUACCACAGCUCACGUUUGAGCCAUAGAAUCAUGAACGGUCGUAUUAUUGAGUCAAUAAAUGACAAGCAGGGAAAGACAAUGUUUCCCGUGUGGACUGCAUGGGAGAGUUCUAGAAGGUGGUUUUGCACCUCGGGAGUCAGAAAUGUCUUAAUCUGGUGCAUGCAAGAUGUUGAGCAUCUACUCAAUGGUCCUCCCUCCAGGAUAUUUGAUAAUAUACAUAUUAACACAUUCAAACCUUAAAAAAACCCUGGCAAAUUUGGACCUACAGUUCCUUUUUUUAGCAAGUUUUUGCCUUGAUUGCAAGUGACUCAUGCAUGUCCCAGAAGAGAAUAAGACAAUGUACAUAAAUCCAAUAUUUCCAAACAAAAAACGUUAAGUCAAAAUUUGGCAGGGUUAUGAAUCAUUUCAUGCUUGACUGUACAUAUUUGUUCAAACGUGUACAUUUGAAGAAAGAAUACAGAAAAAAAAAAUGUGCCUCACUUAAUCCCCCUAACCCCCAAACCUGUGUUGCUAGCUCCCCUAAAUAUGACAUACAGUAAAUCAUGUAUAUCUCAAUAAAUGUGAAUAUUUUUGGGGAAAAAAAACAAAAACAAAAACUUGUAUUUCAGGAGUUCAAUUCAUAAAGUGAAAUAUUGUGUAUAUUCACCACAAACGGAGUGAAAUAUUUAAGAGAUAAACUUAUUUACAAUGAUGAUGAUUUAAGAUACCAGUUAAUAAGAAACAAAUUGAAGAUGUGAUAAACUGUAAAAUUGAAUAAAAAAUGUAGUUGAAUAUUGUAGACCAGGGGUUCCCAAACGACGGCCCUCAGUUUAAAAAAACAACAAAUUUUCAAAAUAUAUAUAUAUAUAUUUUUUUAAAUCUGUCUUUUCUAAUCCAUUUUCUACCGCUUGUUACUGUCGGUGUCUCCUAAGCGCUCAGGCAAAUCAUAUUGUCUAAAAAUGCAUUUUUUCAUCAAUUAAUUCGCGAAUAUAUAUAUAUAAUAAAUAUAUAUAUGUAUGUAUGUGUGUGUAUAUAUAUAAACAUAUUUGUAUAUAGAUAUAUGUAUAUAUAUAAAUAUGUGUGUAUGUGUAUAUAUACAUAUAUAUGUAUAUAUAAAUAUGUAUAUAUAUAUGUAUGUAUGUGUGUAUAUAUAUAUACAUAUAUAUAUGUAUAUAUAUAUAUAUAUAUAUACAUAUGUGUAUAUAGAUAUAUGUACAUACAUAUAUGUGAUAACACUUUAGUAUGGUGAACAUAUUCACCAUUAAUUAGUUGCCUGUUAACAUGCAAAUUAGUAACAUAUUGGCUCUUAAUUAGUCAUUAUUAAAUACUUUUUAAUGCCUUAGUCUGCAUGGCCUUAUUACACAACCAGUAAGCCAUUAACUAAGAGUCUUCCCUCAAUAACCUCAGAAUUACUGCUUAUUAGUAACUCAAACCCUAACCCUUAUACCGGUAUGUUCCCCUAGUGUCCAAAUAACUAAAUAAAGUCUUAGAUACCUAGAAAAUAUGUAACCCAUACUAAAGUGUUACCAUAUAUAUAUAUAUAUAUAUAUAUAUACAAACCCCUUUUCCAUAUGAGUUGGGAAAUUGUGUUAGAUGUAAAUAUAAACAGAAUACAAUGAUUUGCAAAUCCUUUUCAACCCAUAUUCAAUUGAAUGCACUACAAAGACAAGAUAUUUGAUGUUCAAACUCAUAAACUUUGUUUGUUUUUUUGCAAAUAAUAAUUAACUUAGAAUUUCAUGGCUGCAACACGUGCCAUAGUAGUUGGGAAAGGGCAUGUUCACCACUGUGUUACAUCACCUUUUCUUUUAACAACUCUCAAUAAACAUUUGGGAACUGAGUAAACUAAUUGUUGUAGCUUUGAAAGUGGAAUUCUUUCCCAUUCUUGUUUUAUGUAGAGCUUCACUCGUUCAAUAGUCCGGGGUCUCCGCUGUGGUAUUUUAGGCUUCAUAAUGUGCCGCACAUUUUUGAUGGGAGACAGGUCUGGACUGCAAGCGGGCCAGGAAAGUAUCCACACUCUUUUUUUACGAAGCCACGCUGUUGUAACAUGUGCUGAAUGUGGCUUGGCAUUGUCUUGCUGAAAUAAUCAGGGACGUCCAUGAAAAAGACGGCGCCUAGAUAGCAGCAUAUGUUGUUCCAAAACCUGUAUGUACCUUUCAGCAUUAAUGGAGCCUUCACAGAUGUGCAAGUUACCCAUGCUUUGAGCACUAAUGCACCCCCAUACCAUCACAGAUGCUGGCUUUUGAACUUUGCAUCGAUAACAGUCUGGAUGGUUCGCUUCCCCUUUGGUCCGGAUGACACCAUGUCGAAUAUUUCCAAAAACAGUUUGAAAUGUGGACUCGUCAGACCACAGAACACUUUUCCACUUUGCAUCAGUCCAUCUUAGAUGAUCUCGGGCCCAGAGAAGCCAGCAGCGUUUCUGGAUGUUGUCGUUAAAUGGCUUUCGCUUUGCCUAGUAGAGUUUUAACUUGCACUUACAGAUGUAGGGACGAACUGUAUUUAGUGACAGUGGUUCUCUGAAGUGUUCCUGAGUCCAUGUGGUGAUAUCCUUUAGAGAUUGAUGUCUGUUAUUGAUACAGUGCCAUCUGAGGGAUCGAAGGUCACGGUUGUUCAAGGUAGAUUUCCGGCCAUGCCGCUUACGUGGAGUGAUUUCUCCAGAUUCUCUGAACCUUUUGAUGAUAUUAUGGACCGUAGAUGUUGAAAUCCCUAAAUUUCUUGCAAUUGCACUUUGAGAAACGUUCUUAAACUGUUUGACUCUCAGCAGUUGUGGACAAAGGGGUGUACCUCGCCCCAUCCUUUCUUGUGAAAGACUGAGCAUUUCAUGGAAGCUGCUUUUAUACCCAAUCAUGGCACCCACCUGUUCCCAAUUAGCCUGCACACCUGUGGGAUGUUCCAAAUAAGUGUUUGAUGAGCAUUCCUCAACUUAAUCAGUAUUUUUUGCCACCUUUCCCAACUUCUUUGUCAAGUGUUGCUGGCAUCAAAUUCUAAAGUUAUUGAUUAUUUGCACAAAUAAAAAUGUUUAUCAGUUUGAACAUUAAAUAUGUUGUCUUUGUAGCAUAUUCAACUGAAUAUGGGUUGAAAUUUUUUUUUACAAAUCAUUGUAUUCCGUUUAUAUUUACAUCUAACACAAUUUCCCAACUCAUGGAAACGGGGUUUGUACAUAUACAGUAUAUAUAUAUAUAUAUAUAUAUAUAUAUAUAUAUAUAUAUAAGUUUGGGGACCCCUGUUUUAGACUAUUUGUUUGCAUGCUAAUUAAAAAAAAAGCCCUGCAUAAACUUUUUGGGUUCCUUUAUCUGAAUUGAACUCUUGACAUGGAAUGUUUUUUGCGCAAUAUUUCAAUGUAUUGAGAUGCAUUGUGUGUGUGUGUGUGUGUGUGUGUGUGUGUGUGUGUGUGUGUGUGUGUGUGUGUGUGUGUGUGUGUGUGUGUGUGUGUGGUGUGUCAUAGCAGCAUCAUACAUGUUGCUAUGAUACUGUUAAUACCUUUACUGCAUUUUUCAUUUUAUUGCAUUUUCUACAUGUUUUUGUACUUUAUCUUUUUUUUUUCAUUUCUUAUUAUUUCUUGUGAUUCGCUAUCAAUCACAAGGACUCUAAAAAAAUAUACCAGUUUCGGAUCUGUACAGUUCAAAUGAGUGACAUAUCACAACUGUGUUCUAACUUUCGAUCGGUGUGAAAUAGUGAGAGGUGAUUUCAAUGUUUGUUUUUUCCAUUUCAUGGGAACGUGAAUGAGUAUUAUAAUCAUAAAGUUUUAAUUUAUAAUGCACCGCCUCAUCGUGGUUGGAAUAGUACUCGUAGAAACACUUUUGUAUUUUCUUUUGUUCCCCUCUUGGUGAUUAUUGUUGGACUCGACCAGCAUUUCUUCAUUAUCCAUUCCUUGGAAUUCAAGGUGAUGAAUUAAAACGUGAACAUGAUUGUAAAGAGAUCUUAGAUGCUUGUUGCUCUGCUUGUGUAAGAAAGCCAUCACUCAGCAUUUGGACUGGAAAAAAAAAGGCAAUAAUGAGAUGAUGCAGUGCAGAUAGUGGACUGAACACGCUGCAUCUGGAAAAUGUUUGCUUGUUGACAUAAAUUUUGGCAGAAACAAUAACUACUUUUUGACUUGGAAGAGUGUAAAAUGCUCAUUGAGAGAGCAGGAUGUUGGAACAAAAUAAAACAAUGGAUGUGACCAA
Messenger RNA from Nerophis ophidion (straightnose pipefish), 10527 nucleotides. It is a transcript of the gene phaf1, whose product is annotated as phagosome assembly factor 1. Gene Ontology annotation, biological process: Golgi to plasma membrane protein transport. The record is from RefSeq and is a predicted model, not a curated record. NCBI's taxonomy places the organism in Eukaryota, Metazoa, Chordata, Actinopteri, Syngnathiformes, Syngnathidae. The transcript has 16 exons. Gene Ontology annotation, cellular component: synaptic vesicle membrane; dendrite; trans-Golgi network. Bases 936 to 2186 code for a protein of 416 amino acids.